ACCCGUAUUUCCGGUCUGGUUGUAGUUCCGUCUCAUAACAGCAGCCGUCAGACUCCCGUUAGCUUGUGUUACCUCUGUCAGUUCAUCUUUAACCUCCAAAAUAAUCUUUCUGAGUCUGUCUUAGUCUGAGUCUGUUCAAACUGAAAUGAGUCCACUCACUGUCCGGGACCUGCUAUCUGCAAGCCUCCGUUAGCCUUGUCUUCGGAGCCUGCCAACGGUGCUAACGGUGCUAAUAGUGCUAAUAGUGCUAACAUUGCUAACAUCUAGCUGUGCCGUUUCAAAGUCUGUUUGUUUGUUUGUUUGUUGUGAUGAGAACACCGAGCACGAGACAUUAGGAUGGACACACACCUACGGAGUCGCUAACGGUCUCAGGUCCCGGUGAAGUUCAGUCCAUCGUCAGACCGAUCAGAGUGAAUCAGCUGUGGACGGUUCAAAGUCUGUAGAGACCUUCAUCCUCUGAUCUGAGGUCAGAGUUUGACCCUGACUCUGAGGACGCCUGAGCCAUGCUGACCUAGAAUCAGCCUGGAGCUCUAAGUUUAUGCAGUGUGACCAGAGUUGUCCAGAUCCAGAGAUCAUGUCUGAGAACCAGGCCAACAACAUCAACAACGUCCCUGUGAACAACAACAACAUGGGACCCAACAGGAUCCGAAACGCCAACAUGAACCAGAACCCCCUUAUCAAUGUCCGAGACCGCCUCUUCCACGCUUUGUUCUUCAAGAUGGCCGUCACGUACGCCCGACUCUUCCCUCCGUCCUUCAGGAGAGUCUUCGAGUUCUUCGUCCUGCUCAAAGCGCUCUUCGUCCUCUUCAUCCUCGCCUACAUCCACAUCGCCUUUUCUCGCUCGCCCAUCAACUGUCUGGAGGUGGUAAGAGAGCGCUGGCCUCGUGAUGGCAUCCUGCGGGUGGAGAUCCAGAGGAACUCCAGCCGAGCCCCUGUCUUCCUGCAGUACUACGACUCCACGGGCCUCCAGGAGGAGUUAGACACUGAGGAUGGAGGAGGAGGAGGAGUGGGGCUCAGUCUUGCAGCGCUGCAGGAGGAAGAGGAGGAGGAAGAGGAGAUGAUUCUGGAUAUGUUUGACAACAGCUCAGUGCAGUUUGAGCUGGACAUCGAGCCUCGUCUGAAGCCCUCUCUGGUUGGAGGAGGAGGAGCAGCGGCAGCAGCAGGAGCAGCAGCAGAAGGAGGAGGAGGAGGAGGAAGAGGAGUGAACAACAGCCAGGACGUCUCCUUCAGCCAGACCACUAAAGGUAUGCAGCCACUGAGGGACUCAGUGUCUGAGCUGGAGAUGAUGACCAGAGCAGUGUGGCCUCAGGAGGAGUACAUUGUGGAGUAUUCUCUGGAGUACGGCUUUCUGCGUCUGUCUCAGAGCACCAGGCAGAGACUCAACAUCCCCGUCAUGGUCGUCACUCUGGAUCCCAUGAAGGACGAGUGUUUUGGUGACGGAUUCAGUCGUUUUCUGCUUGAUGAGUUUUUGGGUUACGACGACAUCCUGAUGUCCAGUGUGAAGGCGCUCGCUGAGAAUGAGGAGAACAAAGGCUUCCUGAGGAAUGUGGUGUCUGGAGAACAUUACCGCUUUGUCAGCAUGUGGAUGGCAAGAACCUCCUACCUGGCCGCCUUCGUCAUCAUGGUCAUAUUCACUCUCUCCGUGUCCAUGCUGCUCAGAUACUCUCACCACCAAAUCUUCGUCUUCAUCGUGGAUCUGCUUCAGAUGUUGGAGAUGAACAUGACAAUUGCCUUCCCAGCAGCCCCUCUGCUCACUGUCAUCCUGGCCCUCGUUGGUAUGGAGGCCAUCAUGUCGGAGUUCUUCAACGACACGACCACGGCCUUCUACAUCAUCCUCAUCGUCUGGCUGGCUGAUCAGUAUGACGCCAUCUGCUGCCACACAAACACCAGCAAACGCCACUGGUUGAGGUUCUUCUAUCUGUACCACUUCGCCUUCUAUGCCUAUCACUACCGCUUCAACGGGCAGUACAGCAGCCUGGCCCUGGUCACCUCCUGGCUCUUCAUCCAGCACUCUAUGAUCUACUUCUUCCACCACUAUGAGCUUCCUGCCAUCCUGCAGCAGAUCAGGAUCCAGGAGAUGCUACUGCAGAACCAGCAGGCAGGUCAGGCCAACCAGACAGCACUGCAGGACAACCUGAACAACAACAACGGUGCUGCGGCUGCUGCGGCUGCGGCUACUGCUGCUGCUGCAGGACCAGGACCAGGACCAGGACCAGGACCAGGACCUGCCAACACCAUCCAGCCAGGACCCAACAACACCACCCAGCCUCAGACUGACCCCCAGUCCUCCUCUUCUUCCUCUCCACCAGCAGCAGCAGGAGGUGGAGGAGAGGUGAGGUCAGAGCUGAACUGGGUAGCUCAGACGGCUGCCAUCAUCACUGAAGCUCUGUCCUCCUCUGCCCAGCACCCCUCUGUUGACUCCAUCGAGCACCACCCUGUCAGCGGAGGAGGUGCGACAGGAGGUCAGGGGUCAGCAGGAGCGGGAGAGAUCAGCAUGGUGGCAGAGUUCAGAAUGGGAGGAGGAGGAGGAGGAGGAGGAGGAGGAGGAGGUGGUGGUGAAGAUCCAAAUGUCGUUACAGUAGAAAUUAAAACCACAGCAGGAGGUGCCGACCCUCCACCCAGCCAUCCAAUCAGAGGGCUGCAGGCGGAGGCAGGGCCCUUGGAGGUGGGGCCCUUGGAGGCAGGGCCCUCGGCUGCAGCGUCCCCACACACAGACUGCCCCCCCUCACAGAGUCCAGGUACAGACUGGGACUGCGGACCACCACAGCAGCAGCAGACCUCCUCACUGACCCUUUCCUGAGAGUCCAGGUGUAGUCCUGCUGACAUCAUCUCACCUGUCUGACACUGUGCCUCAGUCUGUCAGCUAAUCAGGGUGAUUCAUAAGCGAUUAAUUAGUGAUCAGCUGAUCACGGAGGGGUUUUCCUAUUGAUUCACAUCUGACCUCAGAUCAGGAACCAAACCUCCAGCUGCAGUCUGAACCAGUCAAAACUACAUUUUUAUUUUUAAAUUUAAACAGAUAUCUGAUUAAUUCAUUAGUUCAGUGUUUUCCAACCUGAGGGUCGGGGCCCUGCAAGCAGUCACAAGAUUAUAGAUGAUAGAGUGUUGAUUAACUAGUCAACUAAUCAACUAGUUGAUUCAUCAACUAAUUGUUGCAGCUCUACAGCAGACCACAAAGUUCAGUUCAUCACCGCCAGUCCUCAGGUUUCCCGUCUGUCAGUCUGAUUAGACUACGGCUGCAACUAACGAUUAUUUUAGUCAUCACUUUAUCUUAUUCUUACCUAAUUAAUCUAUAAAAUGUUCAUCUAAAUUUCUCACGGUCCAAUGAGGUGUCUUUGCGUUUUUGUUUUGUCCCAAACUCAGUUUGUAAAUCUACUGUCACACGAGGCAAAUAAAACGCAGAAAAUUCUCACAUCUUAGAAAAUGGCACUCUGUGAUAUUUGGUAUUUUUGCUUGAAAAAUUACUUUAAUAAUUAGUCUAUUUAAAUUGUUGACAUUUAACUUUCUGUCGAUCAAAUAAUUGAUUAAUAGGCCAAUUGCUUCAGCUGUACAUAAAACGUAUUUUUUUUUAGGGACACGCGAGCACAAUAUAAACUAAAAUAAUAAAGCUCUUCAGACUAGACUCACAGGCCGACAGGAUUCAGUAACAAUGCAGGACGACAGCGUGGCAGAUUCCUAUAAACAUCUAUGAAUCAGGUGAUUUUCGUUGAACCUGCAGAGGUUGGUAAUCUGAUUUAAAAACUGUUACUGUUUUCUCUCCAUGCUUCACCUGAAAACCUCCUUUUAAAUAUAACUCCACUGAUAUCCUGUAUUUAAUCCCAUGUUCAGAUUUAUACCAACGCUGACUUUCUCUGAUAUCUCUGAUUCGUCUGAGCUAUAGAGCUGUUUCCAGAAACUAUUUAAACACAUCAGUGAGAGACACACACUGUAGUUUAUGCUGACUCAAUCCCCCACACACAACGUCCCGCUGCCCCAAAUACUCACUACAGCAGCAGAUGUGGAUUAAUCUGCCGCUGAAAACAUUCCCCAUCAAAUGCACUGUUUCUUCCUGUUUGAUAGAAACUACAACCAGCAGCUGUUUAAGGAAAAUUACUGAGGCUGUUUUAAAAUGAAACUAAAUUUCUGUGAAUGGUUUCUUAAAAAUUUACGUCUUCAAUAGGAGCCAAUGGGCUCGGAGCUGAGAGCCACAGACAGAGGAGUGAAGUCAGUGUUAAGAGACAGACUAACACAUUUUUGGGAUUCAUUGAUUUAAUAAGAAGAAUAUAGAUAAACUAGAUUGAACCUCUAAACUGAGCUGAAAUCUUUAAAAUCGGCUGACCGCUGAAAUGGCUUGAAACACGUCGAGGGAAAAUCUGCACAAAGUGAAGAAGCUUCACUGAUUCCCCGAAAAAGAUCAAAUCUAAUUUUUGUUGACCCUGAUGAUCAGUUAUUGAUCAGUGAUUCUGUGUUAAUCAGCCCUGAUUCUGACAGAUUGAAACACAAACUCUGAACUGUGUUGAUUUUUUUUUUUUUUUUUUUUUCCUUUUUUUUUCCCCACCUGCUUUUAUUUUGAAGAAAAGACUCUUUUAGAAACAGGAAGUUUGUUUUGGAAUGUCUUGGCGAAUCAGGACUUCCUGUCAGAAUGGAUGCCUUAUCAAUAAUCCUCAGACUGUCUGUGGACGCUUCAGAGACAUCAGCAGCGGCGCAAGCUGAUUGGUUGUGCAAUAUGACGCCAGCUGUGUCACACCUCAGGCCCCAACUCCUGGUAGGGGGUGGGGGGGCUUGACCUGUGUCCCCAGAAUGCAUCACGGGGACCAAGUCCCCUAAACGCAUCACAGUAACAGGCCACGUCGUCUGUGAUGCGUUCAGGCGAUUGAAGGCAAAAAAACUGCUCGUGCAGUUAAAAUGAGAUGUCCACUGGUGCGUUCAGGUGCUCGUCAGCUUCAUUGUCGAAGCUGUAGACCUCAGGUCUGUUCCCUACUGAUAAACUGUCCUGUGAUUGGUUAUUUCACGUCAUAUCAUACACUAAACAAAAAAAACCUAAAAAUCUACUGAACAGACCAACACGUAACAUGUUGCUACAUUUUUGGUUGGCUCUGUUAGUGUUUCUAAUAUCUGCAGCCAGGCGUUAGCGUCACGGUCAUAAGAUGUCAAAAGGCACAAAGCAUGUGACACGAAAUUAAACAUCAUCUUCAAACUAAAAUAUAAACCAAAAAAUAAAUGCUCCUAAAUACAACAAAAACAAAUACAAUGUCAUUCAUCUCUAACCUGAUGUCUUACUGGGUGACUUCAUAUUUAAUGGAAACCAGUACGACAGUGACAAUAUGUCCCAGUGCUUGUGAAUCUUCAAGAUGAUGUUGCGUGGAGCCGGUAUACUUUACCUGUCAGUCUAGUUUAAAAAUGAAGCGAUCCAGCCAAAAAUAAAAUCCCCGUCUGCCAUUUUCGACAGGUUCGAAACCUAAUUUCAUUUAUCGUUGGCUCUGUCUGUGUUUCUCAUAUCUGCAGCCAGAAUGAGAAUUGGGAUUUUCCAGACCAAUAUUGUGAAAUUCAUUGCAUUGAGUUUCUAUAAAUUAAACUACAGCCCUGUAUAUGUUGAGUACAUAAUAUUAAACAAGAUAUGAUCAUCUAAAUAUAAACUUAUCUUGUUUCUGCAUGAAUGCAUAGGACUGAUGGACAUGGACUUUUAUAGCCCUUCUUGCCAACGUUGGUCUUUUUGAAAAGCAAGACAAUAGUCAAGUCUGUAUUUAGUGAACAUCAAAGUUAUUUCCGGCGUGGAGCGGUGUCUCUCCCUCGACAAAACCAUCUUUGACUAUAUUGUACGGACACAGCGAACACGUUGACCAGAGGACAGCCAACUCACAGAAUUACUGUUCAUUCAUUUACAGCUCAGCGUAUUUGUUGGUGACAGUUUCCGGGUAUUAAGACUCCGUUCAUUAUGUAUCCAAAGUCCCAGUCGUUACAGGGGGAGGUGUCCAGUCACUGACCAGGACGGGUGAUGUUUAAACCACCCCCCCUUCCUUACAGACAGAAAUGCAGUCCACGCGGGGGUAAAGUCAGACUUUGUUAAUCCUACUACAGAGUUUAAAUCCCGGAACCCAAACCGGAUCUCCAGGUUAACCUGAUCCAGUCUGGGACCAGUCACAUGAUCUAUGAGUUAUUGAUCCCGGAUCAGUCAGUGACACCUGAUCACAGAUGAAUCAUCUAAACGCACCGAUAACCAGGUGAUCUGCAGUGAACUGUGGACGGAGGGACAGACCGCCGCCUCAUCAAACCACUCGUGGUUUUUUUUUUGUUUGUUUGUUUUUUGGGGGGUUUUUUCUUUUCUUUUCUUUUUUUUUUUUAGUGUUGUGAUGGAGGCGGAGCCUGAAGUGUGACUCAGCAUCAGAGACAGACACUGAUGGACUUUGGGGGUACUGGGGGGAUUUUUGUGGGAGUUUUUCUUCUUUGUGCCUCUCUGCUGGAUGGCUGUAGCCUCAUUAGUUGAUCUGAAGCCUGAAACUCAUCAAAGUGUAUUUAACUGUCCAGUAAAGCCAGUAAAACCAGUGCACAACAAAAGCUGUUUGCACACAAAAUGUCUGAAUGUCUGAAUUAUUUCUGAUUGUCCUCAAACAGGGUGUUUGACUUUUCCUCCUGAGCUCAGAUAAAACAGAUGAGUGAAACUGAAUUUUAUCUCGUCAGUAAAGACGAUAACAACUGAAGACGAAUAGAAGCAGAAACAGCUAAAGGGAAAAGUCAAAUCUGACGAGUUAUUAGUGAGUCAAUUAUUGUAACUGAAAAUUAAAUUGAAUCUACAGUGAACAUUACAGAUAUUGAGCAGGUCUUGAAAAAAUAAGAAUAAACGGAACAAGUGUAAAACCAGAGCCGGAUUAAGAAUUUAACCCC
This is a messenger RNA of Xiphias gladius (swordfish), 6858 nucleotides long. It is a transcript of the gene tmem259, whose product is annotated as transmembrane protein 259. Lineage: Eukaryota; Metazoa; Chordata; Actinopteri; Istiophoriformes; Xiphiidae. Bases 539 to 2800 code for a protein of 753 amino acids. Gene Ontology annotation, biological process: positive regulation of ERAD pathway; response to endoplasmic reticulum stress. The record is from RefSeq and is a predicted model, not a curated record. Gene Ontology annotation, cellular component: endoplasmic reticulum. The transcript is spliced from 12 exons.